AAAUAAAAAUUAAUAAAAGUUAAUAAAAAUUAAUUUUGAAAAUUAACUAUUAAUUAUUCUUUUCCUGUAAUAUUUAUUUACGUUUUCAGUAUAAAAAAAAAUUUUCCGUAUUAAACCAAAUUAAUGAUGAUUAAAGACGAUGACGAGGAUAAUAACGAGUGUCUAAAAAUCGGAAAAGGAAAAAAAAAUUUCGAAACUUUUGAUGAUGUUUUACCUUACAUUGGAGAUUUGGGAAAAUAUCAAUGGAUUUUAAUAACAAUUUUUCUACCAUUUGGUUUGGCAUUCAUGAUAGUAUUUUUCUCACAAAUAUUUAUAACCGCUGUGCCACAAAAACACUGGUGUAAAGUCAAUGAGUUUAUUGAUUUUAAUUUAACAAAAGAGCAAAGAUUUAAACUAGUUAUUCCACAAGGAAAAUAUCCAUUUUUUGACAGAUGUCAUUAUAGAAAAUAUAAUUUCCCAAAUAUUAGUGAAAAAUUAGAAGAGAAUUAUAAUUUUUCAAAAUGGGAAACAGAAGAAAUAAUUCAGUGCAAUCAAUGGGAGUACGAUUUUAAUGAGAUUCCGUACUCCAGCAUCGGUACUGAGUUGAACUGGGUUUGCGACCAAGAAUACCUAGUAGCAGCGGCUCAAUCAAUUUUUUACAUUGGUUCGAUUUGUGGAAAUUUUCUCUUCGGUUGGAUCUCCGAUCGCUAUGGUCGGAAGAAAGGUUUACUUUGUUGCUCAGCAACGGCAUUUAUUGCUUCAAUUGGAACUGCUAACACCCACAAUUUUUGGUCCUUCGCUCUUUGCCGAUUUUUCAUGGGUUUCGCAUUUGAUAACAUUAUAAAUAUUCCUUUGAUUAUCGUUUUGGAAUAUACGGCAACAAGAAAAAGAUCAUUAAUUGCUUCACUGGGCGUUGGUUUUAAUCUCAGUAUUGGGGUAUUGAUAUUAACUUGGAUUUCAUAUUUUUCGAGAAAUUGGAGAAUUUUGGCUUAUAUAAAUUCAGUGCCACUUCUUGUUUGUUUUUUACUCACAUUCUUAAUGCCAGAAAGCAUUCGUUGGUAUGUAUCCAGAGGAAAGUUUGAAGAAAUUAAAAAAAGAAUUCGAAGAAUAUCCGAAGUGAAUGGUAAAAAUCCGGAAUUUAGAAUAAUUGAUUAAUUUAUUUUAAACAUAACUUAUUUAAAAAAUAUUGUUGAAAAUGCCACUCUCUUCGAUUUGAGAAAAACUUCAGCAC
Messenger RNA from Leptopilina heterotoma, 1210 nucleotides. RefSeq names its product carcinine transporter-like. Gene Ontology annotation, molecular function: transmembrane transporter activity. Bases 124 to 1134 code for a protein of 336 amino acids. The record is from RefSeq and is a predicted model, not a curated record. NCBI's taxonomy places the organism in Eukaryota, Metazoa, Arthropoda, Insecta, Hymenoptera, Figitidae. The transcript is spliced from 6 exons. Gene Ontology annotation, cellular component: membrane. Gene Ontology annotation, biological process: transmembrane transport.